Molecule: messenger RNA, 2349 nt
Organism: Scheffersomyces stipitis CBS 6054
Lineage: Eukaryota; Fungi; Ascomycota; Pichiomycetes; Serinales; Debaryomycetaceae
Gene: TAF5
Product: chromatin modification protein
Exons: 2
Coding region: 1-2349 (782 amino acids)
Biological process (GO): transcription initiation at RNA polymerase II promoter
Cellular component (GO): transcription factor TFIID complex
Molecular function (GO): protein binding; RNA polymerase II general transcription initiation factor activity
Source: RefSeq, a predicted model, not a curated record
AUGGCUGGAGACAAUAAUAACAGCAAUGCCACCAAUCAACCUCACGAGUUGAACCCUCCCACUCAAACACUGUCUCAACCAUCACAACCUUCCCAAGCUGGAUCGGUACGAGCUCCAGCCAAUCAGACGGCAUCGCAACCAGCUCAGCCCAGGGGCCAACAGCCACUGUUCUCACAAGCAGAUUUGAACCGAAUUGUUCUUGAAUAUCUCAACAAGAAAGGAUACCAUAGAACAGAAUCAAUGUUGAGAUUAGAAAGCUCCAAUACUCCCACACCAGCAGUAACGCCUGUGAGUCCAGCGACAAGUCUGUUGGCUAGUCCAGGCGAAAUAGUAUCACCAGCCAAUGCUGCUAGAAGGGAAAAGGAAUUAAAAGAUAAAUUGAACAAGAACGACCGCGAGAUGAGAGAAUUGAAGGAAAGACAAGCCAGAGUAGAGCGAGAAUUGAGAGAAGCAAGAGACAGAGAAAUUCGCUUGGUUAAAGAGAAGGAAUUGCGCGAAAUCAAGGAUUUGGAAGAGAAGAAGAAACGCGAAAAUGAUCCAGACGUCUACUUCACUGUGUACUCUAUGUUGAAAAAAUGGGUUGAUACGUCGUUGGACUUGUACAAGCCGGAGUUAUCGCGUGUAUUGUAUCCGUUGUUCAUCCACUGUUUCUUUGAGUUGAUCUCGAAGAACUUCGUGGAUCUGGGAAAGCGGUUCUUUGACAAAUUUAAGAGCGACCAUAUUAUCUUGCACGGUGUAGAAAUCAACCAGUUGGCAGGCAUUCUGUUGCCAGAGCAUUUGAAGGAAAAUGAGUUGGCACUUGCUUACAGAAGAAAUAAGUACAAGAUCGUUGUUUCCAAGACGUCGAUGAAUUUGUUAUUGUACUUUUUGCACGAAAAUGAAGCUGUAGGUGGAGCUAUCUUGAUUCGUAUCAUCAACCAGUAUUUGGAUACAGUCAUUUCCAGCGCCAAGCUCGACAAAGUAGACCAGGAAGGCGAAGCCAAUCCCGAAGAAGGAAUUCCACAGUAUGUGGCCAAGACAAACGAAAUAGAUAAAUUCAACGAACAACUGGUAAAAUUGGGAAAAUUCCCUAUCGACCCUGAAGUCCAGAAGGAAGUAGAAGCUGAGCUCAAGGUUAAGGAUGAGAGAUCCUCUCCAGUAAAUGGAAAGACUUUGGUAGAAGAAUUCGCUGAAAUGACAAAACCAGAAACAGAUUCUCCAGCCAGAGAAGCUUUGCCUCUUCCUCUUAAGGACCAUGCUGAUAUCAAAAGAAUGAUAUUAGAUGUAGAGGAUUCCAGAUCCAAGAUCAAGUUGGGAGCCUUACAAGCGUCUGCCCCUUCCGUUUGUAUGUAUACUUUCCACAACACUUCCAACGACAUGACAUGCAUAGAUUUCAACGAGGAUUCCAAUAUGAUAGCUGCUGGAUUCCAGGACAGUUUCAUAAAGUUGUGGAGUUUAGAUGGAAGACCACUUAAAUCUGUAUUUAAGAGAGAUCGCUACAACUCUGACAACACCCGUAAGCUCAUUGGCCAUAGUGGUCCUGUUUAUAGCGUGUCAUUCUCACCAGACAACAGAUACCUUUUAUCUGGUUCAGAGGAUAAAACAGUGCGACUCUGGUCGCUUGACUCUUACACAGCUCUUGUAUCAUACAAGGGACAUAACCAGCCUAUUUGGGAUGUCAAAUUCUCACCAUUGGGCCACUACUUCGCUACAGCUUCUCACGAUCAAACUGCCAGGUUGUGGGCUACAGACCAUAUCUAUCCCUUGAGGAUAUUUGCUGGCCAUAUCAAUGACGUGGACUGCGUAGAAUUCCACCCUAACUCUAACUACGUGUUCACUGGUUCGUCUGACAAGACAUGUAGAAUGUGGGACGUACAGACUGGUAACUGCGUCAGAGUGUUUAUGGGCCACACUGGGCCUGUGAACUGCAUGGCAGUUUCUCCAGACGGUAGAUGGCUAGCCAGUGCUGGCGAAGACAGUGUAGUCAACAUCUGGGACGCUGGAACUGGCAGACGUUUGAAGACAAUGAAGGGUCAUGGCCGUUCUUCUAUCUACUCUUUGUCCUUUUCUAGAGAUGGUGGUGUCUUGGUUAGUGGAGGUGCCGAUAAUACUGUGAGAGUAUGGGAUGUCAAGAGAGACACAAAUGAUGCUGGACCGGAGCCAGAGAUGUUUUCAUCUGUAGAAAAUGGCUCCAGCAAUGGCUCUGAUCCAGAAGCUGCCAGAGCCAAAGCUGUAGAUAAGGUCAAUAAGAAGGAAAUCAUAGCGACUAGCGACCAUAUGACGGCUUACUUCACUAAGAAAACUCCCGUGUACAAGGUCCAUUUCACAAGAAGAAACUUGUGUCUUGCUGGUGGAGCAUUCAUGAGUUAG